Pyricularia oryzae 70-15 is the source of this 1233-nucleotide messenger RNA. RefSeq lists its product as uncharacterized. The record is from RefSeq and is a predicted model, not a curated record. Lineage: Eukaryota; Fungi; Ascomycota; Sordariomycetes; Magnaporthales; Pyriculariaceae. The coding region runs from base 1 to 1233 and encodes 410 amino acids. The transcript is spliced from 2 exons.
AUGGCUAUCAAUGUAAAUUUAAGCGAGCAAGCCCCCAGAAAUGGGGGCAGCAGUAGCAACAACGAACCCGCAGUCGACAACACCGACUACGGCUUCCGGCCUCGCACACAUGACCACGAAGAUGACGAUGACGAACUCCCACCCCUGUAUUCAGACGUCGCCGAGUCUAGCGCCCUUAUUCCCCCAAAUCAAUACGCACAACAGUCGCUGUCUCCGAAUGGCCCUUCGCUCGUGCCUGUCUUUUCAGUCGACAGCGGCACAAAAAACGAAUACUACAUGUCUAGCGACCUAGACAGCGACCCAACCCUCUUGGAACAACACGUUCUGGCCUGGUCCAAGAAACCACCACGCACCUUCAUUCAGGUCCUUGGCUCUCACACCGAGACAAGAUCGGAGAACGGCGGGUCGAACAAUAGGACGAGGACAGUUGUCGAUUUCAGAGUGCGCGUUGACAUGACACCCUACCUCUACACCGACCUUGCCAGGGGCACUUCUACGUGGGCAGGCCUGCGCACGGUCGACAACGACGAGAAGGUCAAGCGCGGUACUUCGUUGGCACGGCGCGCGCCUGGCGCUCGAAAGAGGCACCGGAGGAGGAGCGGAAUGAGACUCGAGGAUGCCGGCGACUCUAUGGGAGAGAAGCCAACGCUGACUGAGUGGUGUCAUCGGUAUUGCGCUAGCUCUGCGGGCCUCAAGGUGUUUUGCCUCCAGAGGAAGGUUGUCGGAAUUGACAAGGAUCUGCUCAUAGAGAGACUGCAUGGCCUCGUCAGAAGCACAAACUACCGAGGCAACGUCACCAUAUCCUUCCCGACCGAAGGCGGACGGGUGGAGGUGUACAACGAUUGCAAAGUAAACGAAUGGCGGUUCAAGACUUGGAUCAGGCUCCUGACAUUCUUCACCCUGACAAUUUUGCUUACAUUUCCUUACUUGUUUUUCCGAACCAAGCGCUUCGAGACCGUUGUUGCCGAGUGGCCCUUUUCACGGCCGGCACGGAACGGGUCGACAGACAGGGAGUACGCUAGCCUUACUGAGGACCAGCUGUAUGGGCUGUGGGGAGCAGCUAUCCACGCGGCGGUGAUCAACAGACGACAGUGUGUACUCGACCAGCAGGACUUGGCAAAUUCGCACGCACAGCCUCAAGGUGUUACGACGGGAAUCCAUAGCAUUCUUGCUACUGGCAUCCAAGCCAUGAACGUGGUAGACCAGCAAUUUGGCUGGGGUGCCAAUACCUGA